Puccinia graminis f. sp. tritici CRL 75-36-700-3 is the source of this 2233-nucleotide messenger RNA. RefSeq lists its product as uncharacterized. Bases 82 to 1869 code for a protein of 595 amino acids. The transcript has 7 exons. The record is from RefSeq and is a predicted model, not a curated record. NCBI's taxonomy places the organism in Eukaryota, Fungi, Basidiomycota, Pucciniomycetes, Pucciniales, Pucciniaceae.
CCUCCUCAUUGUGAACUCACUUAACUCUUCCGGAGAAAACCAGUCAAGCGAUCAGUCAACCUCUUCUCUAACAAGCUGACCAUGCACAAGCGUCAUCCAUCAAGCUCAUCUAUCCCAACCGUCAACUCGAGAACUUCAACCUCACCCUCGAGGGCAACACUCAUCAGCCCAAGGUCACCACUCCAUUCUCGGACCAGUUUACUCUCGCGUAGAAGAUUACUCAUCGUUUUAGCCAUCUUGAGCUCGAUCUUCAUCCUUAUCCAUUUCAUCAGUUGGUCUGGUUCGCCUAUCGGACCACUGCCGGGUUUCGCAACUAGAUCGGCGGGCUCACGUCGGACGGAUGCCUAUCUGAUUUCAGCCCGGAGACAACGGCUACUCCAGGGCGCCUCGAAUUCGCCCGGGGGGCUCGGGCCGGCCAACUUCAGCGACCUGGCCCCAUUCACCUUCUGUCCUACUUUUGGGGAAACCGAUGAGCUUGGGCAGGUCUACGGCUCCCAGGCCUUGCUUAAGACUCGUACCCACGUCGGCUCGAGCGAUAGGAUCCGUAGGGUGAUCAGACGCGCGAUGGCCGGCUUGCCCAUCACCAUCGGCAUCCUUGGCGGCUCCAUCUCCAGCUGCCAUGGACUCGACGCUACAGCUGCCCAUCCCUUAGGCAACCCUAUCGGCCCAAACUGCUAUCCUCACCGAAUCUUCACCUGGCUCAACGACGUCUUUCCUCAUCCGGCCAACGAACUCACCAAUGGCGCCUUGCGCCGAACAGGAACAGCCUACUACGGAUUCUGCUCUGCCAUGCAUCUUCCCGAUCGUGUGGAUUUGGUAAUUGUAGAAUUUGACACUGAGGAUCCACAUGAACCUGAAACCAUCUCAACCACUGAUCUGCUCAUCCGAUCGCUUCUCCUUCGACCUGAUCAACCAGCAGUAAUCUUACUGGGACACUUCGCCCCUCAGUUCCAAAAUGAACACGGAUUCACUGGGCCCGAGGUCUGGCAUUCGGCCGUAGCCCACUUUUACGAUGUACCUCAUUUGACGGUCAAAGGCCUACUCUACGAGGAGUAUCUCGCGAAUCCGGAGAAAGUUUCACAGUCGUACUUCAUUGACCCGGUGCUUGCAAAUGCUAAAGGGCAUGAACUGUUGGCGGACACAGUAAUCUCAUUCUUGGAGAGCGAGAUAUGUGUAGUGUGGGACGAGGCAGCACUUGAGGCUGAUCUAGCAGGACUGUCGCCCCCGGUUCUGGGAGAUGCAUCACUGAUGAGCGGUUCUCAAGCAAACACAGCCCCAAGUCUAUUGGGUGGAAAAGGGCUUCGUAAGGGCUCCGAGCCAGGAGCCGAAGGGAGCGAUGAAUCGAGUGGAACUCUGGGGCUCUCAAAGACCGCCAAAGCGGGAUACUCGAAAGUGCCAGCCUAUCGGAUCCACGACAAGCCACACACUUUGGCGGGCUUUAGAGAGAUCAAACCCAGCUGUGCUUCCGCCAAUGAUCUCAUCAACCCCCUCCCGCAAUCCGUCUUCAUUAACUCCGGUUGGUCCCCUGUCGCUCCUAAACUCGAUGCCGAAGACGAACGUCAUUAUUGGUUCUCUGAGAAACCUGGAAGUCUCAUCAAAAUCCCUCUGAAAGUCUCCGGUGGUGAUAUCGCGGUCUACUAUCAGAAAGGCCCUAAGAAAGACGGUUGGGGUACUGUCAAAUGUUGGGUUGAUGAUAAUGUUGCUGGGGCAGUUGAGAUCCCUGGAUUUUGGGACCAAGAUCACGCAAAACCUGUGAUCUCUCAAGUCGAUCGAGGCGUUGGAAAAGGAUCACACUAUGUGGUCUGUGAGUUGCAAGGCAAGCCGGGCGAUCAGGCCAAGUUUAAAAUCUAUGGGAUUUUCUCUAGUUGAGAAACUCACAGAAAUAACACCCAAUCAAAAGAUAUAAUAUUAAUACUAAUAGAGAAUGUCGAGCGAAAACUUUUCCAGGCUUAGCUAUAGAGGGAUAGAAAAAGAGAUGUUGUUGUGGGAAUAGGUCCUUAGUGAAGAUUGAUGAGUGUUAGAAAGAUUGAAAUAACGUCAAAACAGAGUAUUGAUAUAUUUAUACAUAUAUUUGUGUGUUUACUACUGAACAAUUCAUGUUCUCUAUUUUGUUUCUUAAUCUUCAUUAAUUGGCUCAUCCAACGUAAGUUAUUUAUUUAUUUAUUUAUUUAUUUUGUUUUUGUUUAAGCUCAAGUAGACAUUACAUAAAACCAAGACUGUCUUCAUUUCUCUU